Danaus plexippus (monarch butterfly) is the source of this 911-nucleotide messenger RNA. RefSeq names its product glutathione S-transferase 1-1-like (gene GSTd2). The coding region runs from base 150 to 800 and encodes 216 amino acids. The transcript has 5 exons. NCBI's taxonomy places the organism in Eukaryota, Metazoa, Arthropoda, Insecta, Lepidoptera, Nymphalidae. Gene Ontology annotation, biological process: glutathione metabolic process. Gene Ontology annotation, molecular function: glutathione transferase activity. The record is from RefSeq and is a predicted model, not a curated record.
AUGCAUCACUACGGUGUAGAUUUGGCGCGAGUAUAAAAGCGACCUCCCUCUACCGACGCUUACUCGCUAACAGUUAGUGUUGAACGCUGGCCCCUUCGAGUGACGCUCCGUUCAACAACUUUGAAUAAAAUAUUACUUUAUUAAGCAGAAUGCCAGUAGAUCUGUACUACGUGCCCGGAUCCGCGCCUUGCCGCGCUGUCUUGUUGACAGCCCGCGCUCUCAACCUCAAUCUGAACCUCAAGCUUGUCGACCUGCAUCAUGGAGAACACCUUAAACCUGAAUACCUCAAGAUCAAUCCCCAACACACGGUUCCGACCCUGGUGGAUGACGGGUACUCUAUCUACGAGUCCCGCGCCAUCAUCACCUACUUGGUGAACAAGUACGGCAAAGGUAGCGCCCUGUACCCCGAGGAGCCCAAGGCCAGAGCGCUGGUCGACCAACGGCUCUACUUCGACAUCGGCACUUUGUAUCAAAGAUUCAGCGACUACUUCUAUCCACAAAUAUUCGGCGGCGCGCCGGCCGACCAGGAUAAGUUGGUCAAAGUAGAGGACGCCCUCAAGUUACUGGACACGUUCCUCGAGGGCCAGAAGUACGUGGCGGGGCCCAACCUCACGGUCGCUGACCUCAGCAUCGUCGCCGGGGUCUCCAGCUUCGAGGCUUCCGACAUCGACUUCAAGAAAUACGCCAAUGUUAAGAGAUGGUAUGAAACCGUGAAGUCCACUGCCCCCGGGUACCAGGAGGCCAACGAGAAGGGUCUGGACGCCUUCAAGGCUCUCGUCAACAGCCUCCUCAAGAAGUAACCCCGGCUCGUGUCGCUCGCCCACACUGAACCCCUCACUAUAAGUCAACACCGCUGUUGUCGUGAUAUUUAAGUUAUAGGAAUAAGGCACAAUAAACGGAAUCAAAUCUUA